CUUCACUACUCUCUCCACUAAACAAAAACACUAGAGUGUUAAGUUACAAAAAUAGAAGAGAUGGCAAUUAGGUGUUUAUCCGUGUUCCUCGUUGCUUUCAUGGUGGCUCAAGCAGUCACCGCAACAAGACCGGUUCCAGACAAGAAUGUCGGAGCUGGUCUUGACGACCAAAAGACCUUUGGGGCGUUCGCUGGUGUCGGGGGAGCUGCUGGAAUUGGUGGAGCUGGUGGUGUUGGAGCUGGUCUUGGUGGUGUUGCCGGUGGAGUUGGUGGUGUUGCCGGAUUUUUGCCUGUUGGCGGUGUAGGCGGCGGAAUUGGUGGUCUAGGCGGUGGUGUAGGUGGUCUUGGCGGUGGUGUAGGUGGUCUUGGCGGUGUAGGUGGUCUAGGUGGUGGUUCAGGUCUUGGUCAUGGAGUAGGUGGAAUUGGUGGUGACCCUGGUAUUGGUAGUGGUAUCGGUGGACUAGGCGGUGCAGGUGGUCUAGGCGGUGUUGGUGGUUUGGGUGGAGUUGGCGGUGGAAGCGAUUGCGGUGGCGUAAUUCCACACCAUUGAUGUUAAACGUUUGUUUUUUUUUUUCUUUCUAUAAACCAAAGAUCGGUCGAAACUCGAAAGGUUCAUAAUUAUUAUGUUUUAAGUUCUUUUAUCGAUGUUUAUGUCUAAGUCGUUGUUUGUUUUCUAUAUAUGUUUCUUUUUUUUGUUAUGCUGUUUGUUAGUAUUGAUUACUUGUGAGAAACCUUGUGUUAUCAAUAAAUAGUGUUUUUUUUC
Messenger RNA from Arabidopsis arenosa, 762 nucleotides. NCBI's taxonomy places the organism in Eukaryota, Viridiplantae, Streptophyta, Magnoliopsida, Brassicales, Brassicaceae. The record is from the annotation of a GenBank genome assembly.